CUUCAAUGGAGGACGAGGCUAAUCCUUCAAUGUGGGAGGAUCCUAAUCCUGAGUCUCAAAGGUUUUAUGAUUUGCUAAAGGCUGCUGAUACAGAAUUGUAUCCUGGUUCUUCCCUUUCUCAACUCGCAGUAGUUUCUAGGAUGCUAAACAUUAAAAUAAAGAACACUUUAUCACAAAGGGGAUAUGACCAAAUGAUGCAAUUGCUGAAAGAGGCUUUACCUGAAGAUAACAUAAUGCUUGAAAGUUAUUAUCAAAACAAGAAGCUAGUGCGUAGCUUGGUUUUGCCGGUUGAAAAUAUUGAUUGUUAUAAUUCAGGAUGUAUGUUGUAUUGGGGUGACGAUGAAGACCUCACAUCUUGCAAGUUUUGUGGCUACGAGAGGUUUAAACGUCGUGUUGGUUCUCGUAAGAGGAAAUUAGUCCCUUAUAAAAGGAUGUAUUAUUUUCCUUUGAUUCCUAGAUUGUGAAGAUUAUAUGCAUCUCAUGCUACAGCUGGUAACAUGAGAUGGCAUCAUGAGCAUAUACAAGAGGAUGGGGUAAUGCGUCAUCCAUCAGACUCUGAGGCUUGGAAGCACUUCAAUGAAACUCAUCCAUUUUUUGUUGCUGAACCAAGAAAUGUGAGGCUAGGGUUAUGUACUGAUGGUUUCCAACCAUUUGGUCAAUCAGGAAGAAAAUACUCUUCGUGGCCGGUGAUUGUUACUCCAUACAACUUACCUCCUUGGAUGUGUAUGAAAGAGGCGUACAUGUUCUUAACUGUCAUUGUUCCAGGGCCAACCAAUCCUAAACAAAAAAUUGAUGUUUUUCUACAACCUCUAAUAAAAGAAUUGACUUUGUUAUGGGAGGAAGGUGUGGAAGCAUUUGACAUCUCAAAAAAGCAAAACUUUCAAUUAAGGGCGGCUUUGAUGUGGACAAUCAGUGACUUUCCAGCAUAUUCUAUGUUAUCAGGAUGGAGUACUGCUGGAAAGUUAGCAUGUCCUUAUUGUAUGGAGGACGCACAAUCUUUUAGAUUACGUCAUGGUGGGAAAACAACUUGGUUUGAUAGUCAUAGAAUGUUCCUUGACCAACAUCAUCCAUUUAGGAAAGAUCGUAAAAACUUUCUUAACGGUCAUACUGUCAAAAGUCUACCACCAACACUUAGAACGGGAGAGGAAAUUUUGAACCAAAUUAGUGAGUUAGGUCUAAGAAAAGUAAUAGAGGAAGAUGUACAAGUAGUUAAUUCGAGAAUAUGUAAAUCUUGUGGAUGGAAAAAGCAAAGCAUCUUUUGGGAUUUGCCUUAUUGGAGUUCUAACAUGAUUCGGCAUAAUCUUGACAUCAUGCAUAUUGAAAAGAAUGUCUUUGAUAAUGUAUUUAACACAGUUUUUAAUGUUAAAGACAAAACCAAAGACAAUCCGAAAGCACGUCUGGAUAUGCUAACCUAUUGUGAUAGACCUCAGUUGGCAAAGGAUGCUAGUGGAAAAUAUCCCAAAGCUGCAUAUACAAUAGACAAUGAAGCAAGAGAUAUCUUAUUCAAUUGGGUGAAAAGUUUGAAGUUUCCAGAUGGGUAUGUUUCAAAUUUGGGUCCAUGUCUAGAGACGAACAAGUCUAGGUUAUUUGGCAUGAAAAGUCAUGAUUGCCACGUGUUCAUGCAACGAUUAAUGCCUAUUGCCUUUCGUGAACUACUUCCUAGCAAUGUGUGGCAGGCACUUACAGAAUUGAGCUUAUUUUUUAAAGAUCUUACUUCGACCACUCUACGAGUGGCUGACAUGGAGAGAUUAGAAAUAGACACCCCACAGAUCUUCUGUAAGUUGGAACGUAUAUUUCCACCGGGGUUCUUUAACUCAAUGGAACAUUUGCCCGUGCACCUGCCAUAUGAAGCAAGAAUUGUUGGACCUGUACAAUAUCGAUGGAUGUAUCCUUUUGAGAGGUACCUUGGAACUUUGAAAAAAAUGAUUGGGAAUAAAGCUAGUGUUGAGGGAUCUAUUUGUGAAGCAUAUUUGAUGACAGAGUCAACACAAUUAUUUUCUCAUUAUUUUGAACCUCAUGUCAUUACACGUGAUCAUAAUGUGAACCGGAAUGAUGAUGGUGGUGUUGUGGAAGAUCAUAAAGGAAAUUUAUCAAUAUUUACAUAUCCGGGUCGACUAUCGGGAGAAGCAAAAAAGAAGAGUUUAUCCUUGGAAGAAAUCAAGACUGCCCAAACUUACAUUCUACUAAAUUGUAAAGAGGUUGAGCCAUUUGUAAGUAUGUACGUGGAACGUUUACAAGAAGAAUAUACGAAUUUAUCUCAGGAUCAAAUAGAUGAGAAUCUCGAAACAUAUUUCUCUAUAUGGUUCAAGCAAUAUGUCCGAAGCAACCAUAUUGAGAAUGCAUUCUUGCGUAGCCUUGCUCAUGGACCAUUGACAAGCGCGAUAUGUCAUUCAGUGUAUUUUGUUAAUAGAUAUAAAUUUCACACAGAAAGUCAUGGUAGCGCAAGAUCAACAAUGAACAGUGAAGUUUGUAUAUCGGAUCCAAAUGUUGGUGACUACUAUGGUCGGAUACAAGAGAUUAUACAAGUAGAAUACCGUGAAGAACCUUUAAAAAAUACUGUAUUAUUCAAGUGUGAAUGGUUUGACCGAACGAUGAAUGUUGGUGUUAAAAAGCAUAAUCAAUACAAAUUGGUGGAUGUUAACCAUCGUCGUCGAUAUAAAAAAAUAUGAACCUUUUAUUCUUGCAA
This is a messenger RNA of Nicotiana tabacum (common tobacco), 2686 nucleotides long. RefSeq lists its product as uncharacterized. Lineage: Eukaryota; Viridiplantae; Streptophyta; Magnoliopsida; Solanales; Solanaceae. The record is from RefSeq and is a predicted model, not a curated record.